AACUACCAGAAGGAUGCUUUCACUCUGUGACGAAGUGGCUGCGCUCAAAUUACAGAGCUUACAGGAUCGUCGUCAGGUACUGAUGCUACGGGAAGGGACACGGCGCCUUGAAACCACGGUUGCUUCACACGAGGCCGUCCUCGCAGCAGCUGAUCGAGCCCGCGUGGAGGCUGAAACUCGGCUGCUACUUAAUGGCACAGAUAAUCCGGUGAAAGUCGUACAGGGGGGACCUCGGUCUCCUUCGAAAAGUGAAAUCUCCACUUUGGUAGAUGGGCGUGCACUAUCGACAUUUGCUCUCCAGUUGGAAACGGCGCAGAAGGCACCGCUAGCACAGUCUAGUCUGAACGACACGGGAGAGACAAGCAAGCGUCUGGCCAAAGCCAAUCACCUUGUGAUCGAACUCACCGACAAGCUUCGGGAUGCACAUGCAGCAACAAAUGAUGCUCGUAAAUGUGCAGAGGAGGUAGUUGUUCACGCAUGUGAACUUGGACGUGCCCUCAGAUUCUACGAACAGGCCACCGCUCAUGUCCACUUGGGUCCCACAAAGUCUCCCGGUCUUGAACAUGCUAAAAAGUUUGUCAAGAUGACUGAACGUGGCACCCGGGAUCUAUUAACACCAACAUUCAGAUUGGAAAAUUGUCGCACCGGCCCUUCUCUCCUGGAUGACCGACACGUGCAAACCCGACUACAGCAGGUCGCAACCAGAACCAUUUCAUCGUUGAAGGCAGUUGUCGAGCAGAAAACUCAAGCACUGAUGAAAUCAGAUGAACGACUAGAAAACGUCCGAAGGGUGGCUCGGCGAGAAGCAGCCGCUGACAAAGCGGAGAUCGAGCGUCUAACUGAAAGACUAUACCAGGAGCAUCACGCCGCGAUAAAUCAACUGCGCAGCGCAGUCCAGGCGAUAGAAAGCGAAUCCAUCAAAGAUGUGGAAAAUGUGGUGAGUACGGCAAGCUCAAAUAGCACAGCGUUUGUACACGAGACAGAAAAUGCUAAUGCAGAACUCCUUCAAGUUUGCGAAGAGAAUCGACAGCUCGAACAGAACUUGCAUGUCUCAAAUUGUGCUCGUGAGCGUGCUGAAUUGCGUUGUUCCGAGGCCCUGGGCGAGAUCGAAGCGCAAAAGGUCGAUCUCGUCGCAAUGGCUGCACAACUUAAAGAGGCUGAGAUUGUGAAAUCUAACGCGCAUUAUGGCCAAAACCUGAAUUUCAGGGUGAAAAUGUUACAGAGUUCACUCUCAGAAAAGGAAGCAAGAAUUCGGGGUCUGCGAGAAGCGCUUGUCAAGCUCAAGGCCGAAUUCGUGGCGGCCGAGGAAGCGCGUGCUGUAACGCAGUCCACUGAGCGCGGUAAAGAGAAGAAUGCUGAUAAACUCAUCACUGAACUGCAGAGUCGAGCGGGUCAUCUUUCUGGGCAGCUGCAUGCGAUUCGCAGUGAAGCUAAGGCUUCCAGGUCUGAACUCAAUGUGACACGCACGCAACGUGACAAAUACAAAACGCAGCUUGAACAAACUCAGAGACAGGUAGUAGAAGUCUGCUCUAAUGCGCGUGUCGCGGAAUCUCGGUGCCGAGAAUUAGAUGACUCCCUAGCCAAGACGCGUGGCGAGUGCAGGGAAUUAAGGACCGCUGAAGCUCAGGCACGCAAGCACCAAAAGAAAAGUACAUCAACUGAACAAAAUGCCAUGACUGUAGAGGUUGAGCUUCUUAGAGCUCAGAAUGUAGCGCUGCGCAGAGCACAGAAAAAACAACUGGAACCAAAGGCAGCUGAAUACCAACAUUUGGCGACACAGUUGCAGGAGGAAAAGCCUCAUCUUGGUCGAGGCCAAACUCAAAAGCGCGAAAUCAAAAGCGGAGAUCGUCCUUCAGCUGGAUUAUCUACACUGACGAAUAUACGUUGCUCUACAAAUGAUCUCAUGGCUGUUGUACAGAAAUUGAAAUGUGUUGUAGAGCAUCAGAACCAUCGCAUGAAGCAAUUGCACCGCCAAAGUCUGGCUGGGAAGGUAAGCAGAGUAGAAUUUCAGAUGCGAGACACUAAUAACAAAACGGAGUUGCCGUGCACGACCGGCACCAAGCCAGAUCACCCAGGCAUUGUCACAGAGCCGGAUGCUCAGACGGUCUAUGAAGGAUCUGAUAACACGAAGCAAGAGCGCGAGAAGGUUGAACAUCAAUUGACAGAAGAAAACGCCCGUCUGCGUCGAGAACUGGAGGCGUUUGAUCUGAGCUUCUUUGAGCGCAUCGAGGACUUAAAGUUCAACUAUCACCAAGUGCGGAUGCAGCUGGAAGAUACGUAGUCACCAUAGAACGCACAUUUCUAUAUCGAAGAUGCUGCUGCCCGCGCGCGCUUCCCCGCAAGCACGACGGGCUUGUAUUCCCACUCCGCGAACGUCUUCAAAGGGGGAACUUAGUCCUCGUCGCCCGGCCGAGACGAACCACGGACAAAUCCCUUGUCCGGACAAGCGGGCUCGCUAACAUGAGUUCACAUCCAACUCAGCACACCUGGGCAUUCUGGGAGCAUCGGACCUCCGAGAAGAAAACGAUGACCAAGCAAGAAUGGGCCAACUUGCAGAAAAAAUUAUUUAGCUUUAGCACAGUCGAAGAUUUUUGGAAAAAUUACGAACAUAUUCCUCCCCCCUCAGAUGUGUUCUACGAUGGGAAAGCGCGAAAGCGCGUCGGAUCACCGCCACAAGACCGGUUCAUCGAGUCUUUCUCAAUCUUCAAAGAGGGCAUAGCGCCCGAAUGGGAGGAUUCUGCAAACAUUAAUGGCGGUGAAUGGAAUCUUCGCAAGAGCGGGCGGGGGAAUGAGGGGGACAUGAUCGACGAAUGGUGGCAAAAUCUCGUCCUGGGUCUAAUCGGCGAGACCAUUGACACUCAGGAUCAUAUUUGCGGUGCGCGUGUUGUUGAUAAAUCUGGUGGGAAGGGUUCCCAUCCAGUGUAUCGCAUUGAGCUCUGGUUAAGGACCAAGGAUGCUGGUAUCACAGAGAGCAUGAAGCUACGCAUGAUCGAAAUUAUGACCGACAAUCGAGCGCCACGUACUAUGUCAGACCAGUUUCAAUGGAAGAUGCACGGUAUCGGCAUUGGUCACGGUCUCUGCGCAAAGGCCAUAGCCAGGCGAGUCUCACCGCCAAAUGCCGCCAUCAUAGCCCAUGCAGGAGGAUGUUGCCAACAUGUUGGCAGUACCUGGUUGCCCAGGGCGGUACCCAGUUGGGACCCUCGCAGGCUCUUUGCCUCGCGGGGAUCUUGACAACCUCAAGUAUGGGCCUCGCCGGGCCUCCCAGGCUGCCCGGGGAGACCGCGGAGACAUGACGAGGCGCCGGCAGGAGAUUUGAGGCGCUGCGCCCUCCUGGCCAUGAGCACAUGAGCGGAGCUAAAAAGCAAGUAAAAAACCCUCAUGCUCU
This is a messenger RNA of Aureococcus anophagefferens, 3385 nucleotides long. RefSeq lists its product as hypothetical. Lineage: Eukaryota; Pelagophyceae; Pelagomonadales; Pelagomonadaceae. The transcript has 17 exons. The coding region runs from base 14 to 2281 and encodes 755 amino acids. The record is from RefSeq and is a predicted model, not a curated record.